Molecule: messenger RNA, 3400 nt
Organism: Balaenoptera musculus (blue whale)
Lineage: Eukaryota; Metazoa; Chordata; Mammalia; Artiodactyla; Balaenopteridae
Exons: 3
Coding region: 498-1280 (260 amino acids)
Source: RefSeq, a predicted model, not a curated record
AGUCUUUACUUCAUGUUAGGUUCCACCCAGAAAGUGAGCAAAGCAUGUCUAGGAAGCCAGCCUAGGGAUAAAGGAAGAAACUGCUUAAAUAACUAGAGCAGCAGUCUGUGGACAUUUAGUGACGAGGCUGCCCUCCAUAUCAUUAGACUUGCCACAGAGGAAGAGAUGCUAAAAAUUGGUAUCUAGCCUAGAUUAGUAGGUGGGAGGAAUUCAGUGAGUCCAUUCUGAAAUCCGAAGUCCUCAAUUGCUAUGCAACAUCCAGAACAUCAGCAGGAUGCUCAUGGGAAGCUGAGAUCUCCCAGGCCAAGAAGAACAACCUGAGGACUCCAUUUCUGAAGGCCAUUGAACUCCUUUAGAUAAGUCCAGAGGGGAAAUCUGAGAUCAGUACAGCUAUGUCUAUGAUAGCUGAGGGUAAAUCAUUGGAGUCAGGGAACUAACUACUUCCAUUAGCAUUUGACUGUUGGUCCUUUUAUUGUGAGCUCCUUGUUUCUGCAAAGAUGGCUGGGGUCAGCAUAGUGGGUCAAAAAAAAACCCUAGAUGAGAGAGGUUGGGAAUCUCCAGUCUGCAUCCCAAACCAUGUCACUGAUGACUUGGGCAUAUCACCAGAUACUCAAGAUACAGAGGAUAGAUUCCACCCAUGGGAGAAUGACCCUCUGAAGAGAAGUUUGGAAUUAUCAUCAGAGCCAUUGGAGGGGACAUCUGGAAGUCAUGUGGGUGAUGUUUCACAAGAUCCUGUCAGGCCUCCAGUCCAGAAGAGAAAGCUAGAUCCACUUCCAAAAAAACAUAGACAUCUUAGAAAGGUCGUAAGGACAAAGAGAAUGAGAAAGAGCAAGAGGAAGAAGAAAGUGGAGACCCACUGCCCUGGCAUUCUUCCAACGCCUUUGUUACCACCACAAAGUGAAGAAGAUGAGGUGGUAGAUAAAAAGCUGACCCUACUCAGUGCCAAGGAAAGUGAUCCUGACCUUCCCAAUGAGGACAGAUUACAGAGUCAGCAGGAUGAAGGUACCUGUAUGAUGCAUCAGGAAUGUCAGAUCCAGCCCUGUGAGCUCUCCGUGUCCCAGGAGCUCGGGCCCUCCUCUCCUGCAAUGACAUCCUCGGCAUCACCACCACUCUGUUUCGGUCGUUUUUUAAGCUGUGUCUGCCAGACCUUCUCAAGGUCUAGGAAGAGGGAAUCUCCUGGAAGAGAGGGCACCAAGCAAGCUGAGACAGGAGGUGAUGCUAAGGCUCUGAGACCUGGUCUGCUGAGAGUUCUCGGCAAAAACAAAGUACAGCCUCACUAAAGUCUGUAGCAAGUUGAAGUUGAUUUAGGUUUCCCUUGUGUUUAGUUUAAUAGUUUUCUCUGUGUCAUUGUUCCUGUUAGUUGAGCUCUUGUCUGUCUAAAAGAGCUGCUUUUAAGUUGAGAUCUUCAAGCCUAAAGAGGUAGUAAAAGCAAAGUAACUUUGAGGCUUUUAAUACCGUGCCCAGGAGUGGGAUUGCUUCUUACUUCCUCCCAUUAGACUGAAGUAGGAUUCACUCUGGAGCAGUGGUUCCCAAAUUCAUGCAUGUUUCACUCAUGUAUUUAGUUGGCCUAAUUUUCUCUAACUUCCCUGAGGAUGGAAGUUGUACAGUUUCAUCAUUUUGAGUAAAGUCUCCUGAUAUCUAUCACCAAGUGGAGACUUCUUAUGCCCAGCUCCUCUCAUUUUUUUCUUUUUAACCUUUAGCUAGAGAUUCAUUUCGCAUUCUUCAUUUUCAGUACUUUGUUUAAAUUCUGCCACUUUCUACUUGAUUUGGCUAUGCCAAAUCAGUGGGUGGUGGUUAUUACUGUUCUUUCACAUGAUGCCACAAUUACUCUCCCAUCUGUAAGCAUUGUUUCGUUUUUCUUUUCUUACUUGUUAGUAAGAUACCUGGCUUCUGAAGUGUGCCUGUGGUCUUCUCUCUGUAUUGAAAACAUAGUCACACUAGGUAAUGCUCCUUCCUUGUCAUUCUUUAGCCAGACUCUCACAGAAUCCUGAGUUCUUCUGAGAAUCCCAAAUACAAUAAGUACUUUAAAAAAAAGUUCUAGAUCAUUUCACUUCCCCCUUGUUCUGGUAUGCUAGGUUAAUCCUCUUCCCAGGAUAGAAAAUAGAGUUUAAAUUAAUCUUAUACCCUCCUAUGAGGAGGGAGUAGGUUUAAGAAGAGUUUGAGAGUUUCUCUGUAGCUUUAAUUACCUAUUGUUAUUUCCUACUUGUCCCAGUUUCCCAACUCAUAUAAGAUUAAUAAAUAAAAGUAGAAAUAUCAAUAAGUGUGUAAAGGAUCUGCAUAGGAAAGAAGUUAUAUAUUUUCUUGCUUUCUUAAGACUGACCUUGAUGGUUACUAUAUUGGAAUUAGAGAAGAUGACCAAUAUAUUUGUUUUGUUCUUUUCUCUCCUGGAACAGGGCUUUUUGUACUGUUGAGAGAAUGUAGUUGGGAAGGGAAUAGAAUGAGUUGCAAGAGCAGUGGCAAAGAUCCUUAAGACUCCCUUGGAGGUAAUUGGUAAAAAUUGACCUUGAAAAAGUCUUUUGUGUUAUGGUGUGUUGAGGAUUUCAGAUUAGAAUUAGGAAUUUUGCUAAAUGUCAUACUCAGUGCCUGGAGUAAAAUGGGGCCCAUUUCUAAAGUCAGUCAUGCUUUGAAACCUUUAUUUUUUUAAACAAGUCAUUGAUUUCUUGUUUUAGAAAGUAUGGAGUUUUAAUAGAGUUAAUAGACCAUUAUAAAUGGGCUCAAGCUAUUACAUGAAUUUCAAAUUAUCCAAACUAUAUUUAUGUGCAUGUUUUCUCAAUUUAAUACAGGCAAGGCAUAAUGUACAUAAAGUCUUGAGUCACAGAGCCUAUUAUUCAAGGCUCAAAGGAAGGUAGAUAUUAGUGUUGCUAUUAAUACUUUAUUACUGUUAUUGUUUUUUAUCAUAGAAAAACUAUCAGUUGGAGCCUAGUUCGCCAUAUCUCCAACCCGUCUCCCAUACUGAUAUUCACAUAAGGUUUAUUUACUCCAAAUUUAGAGGACAGGUUUCAGAUAAGGAAAGAUCUGUAUAAGCACUUAGUUUUGAAACGCUUCUGCUCAUGUGUCUUGACCCCUUGCUCACAAACAGGAGAAAGGGUGUCCACCUCUCUUCUGAUGCAUUUGUAAAUGAGGAAGUGCAUGUUCUCUGGUUUCAGAUUUUGUGUUGCUGUCUUUUUGGUUUGAGUUAUUAAACAUGGUUUAUGGCUUAAUAAAGUUGCUUUUAUAAAAUAUAUUUAGAAAGUUAGUACAACUGUAUCCAAGUAAAAAGAAAUUAAAAAAUAAAAUCUACUACUAUUGAUGAGAGAUAAAGCUUAGGGGUCAUUUUUUAAAAUUGUUUUCCAGCAAGGCAGAUAAACAUAUUAUAAAUGUGUUGUAAACAGAAAUAAAUGACAAGUAUAAAAAUGAUCAU